Molecule: messenger RNA, 2379 nt
Organism: Punica granatum (pomegranate)
Lineage: Eukaryota; Viridiplantae; Streptophyta; Magnoliopsida; Myrtales; Lythraceae
Source: RefSeq, a predicted model, not a curated record
AAUAUAUUUUCACAACCAUCAAGGUUUCAAAUGCGCCCAUAUUAUGUAUCAGCGAAUGUCUAACAGCACUCCUUGGAGACGAGUUACCAAUCUAAUGGUCUGAGUUCUGAAACAUCAAAAGGUUUCUACAAGAAAUGGAUAUGAGGUUAGCCGAUGCCGCUCGUACAGGAAACAUCGAGCACUUGCACUCCCUUGGUAAAAAUGAUCCCCUGAUACUCAACAGAGCAGCUGUAGAAGGCGGACAAACUCCUUUACACGUUGCCGCUCUAGCAGAUCAAGUUGAAUUCACACGCGAGAUCUUAAAGGUGAGGCCCAAGUUAGCUGAAGAGAUGAACCCAGAUGGCCUCACCCCGUGGCACAUAGCAUCGGCCAACGGGAACCUUGAAAUGGUAAGGGAGCUGCUGAACCUGAGUCCUCAGUUGUGCCUUUCGAAGGGCAAGGAGAGAAGGAUUCCUCUGCACUAUGCAGCUCUGAAAGGGAGAACCGAGGUCUUGAAAGAGCUGCUCUCGGCUUGUCUGGAGUCGAUCAAGGAAGUCACUGCUCUAUGCGAGACUGCACUCCACCUUGCGGUGAAGAGCAGUCACUUUGAGGUUUUCACUUUGCUAGUAGAAGAGCUGAAGAAUACUAACAGAGUAAACUUUCUGAAUCGGAAGGAUGCGCAGGGCAAUACCAUUUUGUACCUUGCAGUUUCUGCAAGGCAGUACGAGGUAGUAGACUUCAUUCUGAAUGGGAGCAUAGUGAACGCGGAGCUGGUGGAAGUGAACGCAGUGAACAAAAUGGGUCUAACAGCUUUCAAUGCCCUAUCGGUUUUCCCAAGUGAAGCAGGAGACAAGGAAAUCGGUGACAUCCUCAUUCUCGCUGGAGCUACGACCAUGCGGAUAGCCACUGAAUUACCAGAGGCUCGGGCGACCUCUGACCCAGCAUCAAAGAUUUGCCCACAAACUGGAACCGGUCUGUGGGGGCUACAGAUAUUAACCCUCAAGCUCAGAGGGAUACUCAAGCACGACAGGAACAAUUGGAAUGAAUAUUUCAAAUUCAAGAAAGACCGGGACUCGCCAGACAGCGUGAGGAGCGCCCUUCUGGUGGUGGCUGCCCUCAUCACGGCCACCACCUAUCAAGCUGUGCUUCAGCCCCCAGGAGGGUUAUGGCAGGACAACUCGGGGCCUCUUAACAGCACAACAAACAGCACCACAUCAAACGGGAUUUUCACCCAAUCACAUAAGGCUGGACAGGCAGUUAUGGCCAACAUCAAUCCUAUUUCAUACAUCUUCUUCUUGUUCUGCAACUCGAUCGGGUUCUUUGCAGCUAUUCAGAUGAUCUGGAUUCUCACGGCCAGGCUUCCUCUGCAGUUGGAGCUGAGGAUUGCAGGUGUGCUCUAGCGGCUACAUAUGGUAACGCAAUGGGUCCAAUCACUCCCACCACUUUCCUCAACUCCUUCUUUAUUGCUAUUUCCGUUAUUCUACCCAUCCUAUUAGCUCUUCUAUCACAUUGGAUUAGAAAAUGAUCAAUGAGUAAUAAUUUGACAUGCAUACACACACAAAUAUAUGUAUAUAUACACACUAGUGAAAUUCCACGUGUGUUUGGUGUGCAUAUGGUUCGACUUGUUAGAUAUACAAAUAUAUCAAAAGAAUGGACGAGCUUUGCAAUCUCAGGUGAUCCGAUUAAGGCUACGUUAACACUGUAAAAAUUCAAGGAUGAAAAGGGAUGAGUAAUGCAAUUGAUAUAAAAGUAUCAGCGUCUGGAUAAGAAAGAAUGGGAAUAAAAACAUAAUCAACAACUGCCUCUUUUAUAAUUGGUUGCUGGUCACAAAUGAAUAUCUAUCACCCAUAGAAAAAUAUAUAAAGAUUAACAGUUUAAAUAAAGUCAAAGCGGACAAUUUAUUAACAGUUUAAAUAAAAUCAAAGUGGACAAUUUAUCAGGACUCGAUCUUUAUGGCGGCACUAAAUUUGCAUUGGUAAAAAUAAAACCAAUAUAAGCUAUUUACAUUUGUACAGUGAGAACUGCAAUACAUAUGCUGUUGAGAAGAUGAGCAGCUUGUGAUGAUAUUUGGGGAUGGUGGCAGCUGCUGUUCUGCUACGCAGCCUAUGCCAGCAACACUUAAGAGAAUCCCUGUCACGGCGCCUUUUGUCAGUAAUGACUCCUCGUUUUUGUUCAAGUGUAAGCCAAGAAUACAAAGUGUGACUAUGUAGGUGCGAGGUACUUCGAUCUUCUCGAAGGAAGUCAUUUUCUAAGAUGUAAGAAUGAAAUAUAUGUAACGGGCAGAUCUGUUCAAAUAAUGAACGCAUAACAUCAAACAAAGGUUAGACAAUAUUGAGGGAUGAUAUCAAAGCCAUCUCUACCAUGUAAUAUCAUUUACCAUAUACCAUACUUAAAUUGUAA